AUGGAUUUGAUGCCCAGCUUUUGGGGCAGAAGCGUGGCAUCUGGUGGAAACCUCAACCAUCUUCAUGCAGUCCAGCUGAAAGGCCCGCGGCUGGACAUGAAGCGCUUGCGUGUGGCUCUGGAUCGCCUCCAAGCGCAGCAUCCGCGGCUCAGGGCGCGCCUGUGCUUUGAUGCCUGUGGUCAGCACUACUUGGUGGAGGACAAAACGCCACUGCCAAUCUACGAGAAAAUGGGGCAAGAUCUGGCCACGAUGAACCUGGAUUUGGAGGCUGCUCUCCUGAUUCCUGGCUAG
This is a messenger RNA of Symbiodinium pilosum, 291 nucleotides long. NCBI's taxonomy places the organism in Eukaryota, Dinophyceae, Suessiales, Symbiodiniaceae. The record is from the annotation of a GenBank genome assembly.